GCAUGUCUCUCCAGAACCGCUCCGAUAAGCGAGCGGCCAAAAAUCCGCAGAAAAUAGACGGAGGAGAGAGAGAAUUGGGGGAAUUUUAGAGAGAAAGAGACGCUGAUUUCAUAAACAUGAGCGCCAAGGGCGCAUUUUAGAGAGAGAAACAUGCAGCAGGAGAAGGGGAUUUGGCAAAACAGCGCGAGUGAGCGAGCCACUGAUCUGGUAACUGAAAUCUUAGAGAGAGAAAGAGGAGAGAGAGGAGGAUGAUAGGAGAGAGAAGAUUGAAGCGUCCGGAAGAGAGACGAGAAGAGUAAUUGCGAGGUAUUCGGGAGGAGAGAGAAUUAUUGGGAAGCAUCAGAGAGGGAGCAAUUGGGAAAUGUAACUGUGAGAGGGAGAGAGGAGAGAGAAAGGGAGAUCUAGCCGCGAUGACCCCUCGACCUCAUCCCCUCCCUCCCUCUGCAAAUCCUCAUUAAACCUCCAAACCCUAAUUCCGUCCCCUCAAGAAUCUGAUUACCCGGAGAGCAAAACCAGCUAGAACACCAGGCUCUCAAUCUCUCCUCUCGAAACCCUAAUUCGACCUUCAACGCCCUAUUCCCACCGCUAAAACUCCGGUUUCUGUUCCCCAUGGCCUGAAACCCAAUUUACUGAAGACCCCAAACCCCUGAUUUUCCUCCUCACCAUGGAUGAACCAGAAGAAGACGACUCCCCUUCUCGUCGUUUUCUUGGUCCCCUGCGCGUCCCUUCCUCUUCCCCUCCUCUUGAGCUUGACGAAAGCGAGGUCAUAUGGUCCACCGAUUACUCCUCUGGAAAAUCCCCUGAGAACUCGCCACCCACCUCAAAACCCUCCCCUGAAACUCCCCCAUCGAACUAUCAUCGUCGCCAUGGCUUCAAACCAGCUAGAUUUGGCCUCUCUGCUGCUUUAUCCGAGGAUCAUAGAACCCUAGUCCAACGCCAAGCUGGUCUAAACCCUAGCUUCGCGGCUCGAGCAAUUCCUCCUGUUCCCAUUCGACAAGGUUCGUCUGGUUCUGAUGAUUUAUCAAGUGCUGGUUCUGGUAAAUUCCAUCAAUCAGCGCCUGUAAAUGUACCUGUUUGGUCUGGUAAGAGAGGAGAGGGAUUGAGAUCGAGGCAUGGGAUUUUCGAGGAAGAGAGCGAUGAUUUCGAUGAGGAGAGGAUGCCACCCCAUGAGAUAGUAGCGAGAUCACACAUGGAUAACUUCUCUGUGUUCGAAGGGGUUGGAAGGACCUUGAAGGGCAGGGAUCUUAGAAGGGUGAGAAACGCAGUUUGGCAGAAGACAGGUUUCUUAGACUGAAACGUUUCUGUCAUCCUCUUCUUUCUGUUCUUCUUUGUGCUUUUGCUGUUCAUUUCAGGCCUUUUCUUUUUUUUAGGGAUUUUAUUCUUAUGGUGUAAUUGUACUAUUCUUUGGGAUAGUUUUUUCCUUUUUCUAUGUUGGUGGUGUUAUUUUUGUGGGGUUUAUUGGUGGCUUUGGAAGUUCCACGACUAAUUCUGAUUGAUAAUCCUUUUGCUUUCGGCUGUGGGAUUUUUUUGUAUGGGUUCAAUGGAAACGUGGUGUUCCAAUUAUUGAGGUUUCUUGGUGCU
This is a messenger RNA of Amborella trichopoda, 1581 nucleotides long. Lineage: Eukaryota; Viridiplantae; Streptophyta; Magnoliopsida; Amborellales; Amborellaceae. The record is from RefSeq and is a predicted model, not a curated record.